Pundamilia nyererei is the source of this 1722-nucleotide messenger RNA. It is a transcript of the gene gipc1, whose product is annotated as GIPC PDZ domain containing family, member 1. NCBI's taxonomy places the organism in Eukaryota, Metazoa, Chordata, Actinopteri, Cichliformes, Cichlidae. The record is from RefSeq and is a predicted model, not a curated record. Bases 487 to 1500 code for a protein of 337 amino acids. Gene Ontology annotation, molecular function: protein binding. The transcript has 7 exons.
CUGUUCCACCCCUGUUGGGCUGGCACUAAGCUAACUCUACAGCAGCAUACCGACACACAUACACACAGAUACACUGUACCCUUAAACCUUAAUAGGCCAAUUUAGCCUGUUCGUUACGCAGAAGUAAGAAAUAUUAAACACUGUCUGUAUAGCUGUAACGUCAUUUGCGAGUGCACCGUUAGCAGGCUAACGAUAGUUGGCUGAAACUCGUGCUCUGCUGAAAACCUUCCACUGGAGGCUGCUGGACUUGACAGAUCCAGCUAUGUGAGCUGCUCUGAUGUGUGGAUUCCUAAAUCCAUACAGUGCGUGGUUGAGACGGCUCUCAAGCUGGUCUAGAGGACAACACUAUUACUGUGACAUACAUAUCCAGAAGACCUGCAGCUGAUUUAGCUGAGCAGGUGUAUGUUGGUCAAAGUUGUAGCAUAACUCCCCAGAGCUGCCUCCAUCCUCCCUUCCUCUCCCUCUGCAACCCCUCAUAGGACUACUAUGCCACUGGGAUUGGGAAGAAGGAAGAAGGCGUCCCCGCUGGUCGAGAACGAGGAAGCGGAGCCUAUCCGCGCGGGUCUCAAUGUGCCAGGUAUGGAAGGCAUCGAUGGUGGGGUCGUCGGGCUGGGAGAAGGCGCCACCUCCGAAGGCCUGCCGCCGCCACCUAACAGCAUGCGGCCUCGCCUCAUCUUCCACACCCAGCUCGCUCACGGCAGCCCCACAGGCCGCAUCGAGGGCUUCAGUAACGUGCGGGAGCUUUACGCCAAGAUUGGCGAGGCUUUUGGGAUACCACCGUCAGAGGUUAUGUUUUGCACUCUGAACACUCACAAGGUGGACAUGGAUAAACUAUUGGGAGGUCAGAUCGGGCUAGAGGACUUUAUUUUUGCCCACAUUAAAGGCCAGAGAAAGGAGAUAGAGGUGUUCAAAGGCGAGGACGCGCUGGGGUUGACGAUCACUGAUAAUGGAGCCGGCUACGCUUUCAUCAAGAGGAUCCGUGAGGGCAGCAUCAUCCACCAGAUCCAGGUCAUCAACGUGGGGGAUAUGAUAGAGUCGAUUAAUGGCCACCGCCUUAUUGGCUGUCGACACUACGAAGUGGCCAAGAUGCUGAAGGAGCUUCCCAAAGGAAAGGAGUUCACCAUCAAGCUGGUGGAGCCUCUUAAAGCCUUUGACAUGAUUAGCCAGAGAUCUGGUGGGUCUAGGUCAGCUUCAGGGGUUCAGCUGGGGACCGGCAGAGGAACCCUUCGUCUUCGCUCUAAAGGGCCUGCCACUGUGGAGGAGCUGCCCUCUGCAUUUGAGGAAAAGGCCAUCGAGAAAGUGGAUGACCUGCUCGAGAGUUAUAUGGGCAUCAGAGACAGCGAGCUGGCGGCUACCAUGGUGGAGCUGGGAAAAGACAAAAAGAACCCGGAUGAGUUUGCAGAGGCUUUAGAUGAAACCCUGGGAGACUUUGCCUUCCCCGAUGAGUUUGUUUUCGAUGUGUGGGGCGCCAUCGGAGACGCUAAGGUCGGGCGGGUUUAACGACAGAACCGAAGCAGAACAACCUGCUUUGUGUGUGUGCUUGUUACACCCACAACAUUGAGCACUACUAGAAAACCACAACACUACCGUCACGAGUUUGUUUUUAUUCCACUGCGCACUCUUUCUAUUUUUUUGAGUUUGUACUGUUUAUUUUUGUUUGUUUUUGGGAGACUCAUCCUUAAAAAUGAGGAUAAUCCAGUAAACGGGAGAGGAAGGUGACUA